AUGGCGACUUUUCGGCCGCCCUCUUCAUCUUCAAACAACCCUUCUCAAUUCCUUUAUUUACGAUCAUGCCCUUCUCUCUUCUUCUUCUUCUCCCUCCUCCUCCUCUCACUCUUUCUAACCUCUGCAACUUCACUCACCGUUUCAUCCCUAGUGAAUCCUCACUCCUUCACAUCCCCACGAAUCACUUACUCCGAUCAAUGCAACCACAUCGUUCCGGAGUCUCCGAUCGAUCCUUCCCACUCGGCCGCUUUCAACCGCCCUUCGCUUGCAUUCAAUGUCGGCUUCUUCUCCGGCGGCGACUCCUUCAAUCGGAACCAAUCACGGAAUGGCGACCUUAAUUCAGCUAGGUUUAGACCCAAAUCGGUCCGCAAAACUCUGGGCGGUGGGAAAAUUUACAAGGUGGAGGCCAGAUUGACUUUACAAAUCUCCAGAACCUCAGCUUCUUCCUCCAAUUACGCUGGCGAUUCAGGUCAAGGGAAGCUUCAAGUAACGCAGAUCGAAGGACGCAUGAUUCCGACGAACCCUUGGGGCGGAGCUAGCUUCGAUUUCGCCGGGUUUUGGUCGGAGUCUACAGGACAAGGCUGUAUGAUCGGAUCAACGCAAGUCCUCUCUGCACAAGGUACUUACAAGUCCUUUGAUGCUCGUCUCUUGCUUAACUACACCAACGAAUCCAAUAUCUAUGGAAGUUUGGUUAAAGGAGUGUUAGAGAUCGUGAAUAACCAGAGCGAUUUCAGAACAAUUUCGAUUCUUGGUGCAAGAAACACUCCUUUGAGCUAUGAGUAUAAGUUGCUAGAGGAAUCGAAAUCGGAUUGUGGGGUAAAUAGUGAAGAGAGUUUCUCGUUAGAGAGUGUUUUGGGAGGAAUGUGUAAGGUGUUUGGAAGUAUAAGCCAUAAUACGUUUGCUCUGAUGUACAGAAAGGAUUGUGGGAUCAACCAUAGUUGCAGUCCUUUGGGGAGUGAUGAUGGAGAGUACGCACCAAGUUUCAUGUCUCUCUUAUCGUUUCCUUGUGACGGUGAGAAGAUGCGAAUGCUUUUGUCAUUUAGCAACGAAAGCAGUAUCAGGAGGUCGUUUCCGUUUGAUCCGAGCACCACAAUGGUUGCGGAGGGAGCUUGGGAUGUAGAGAAGAACAGGUUCUGUGGUGUUGCGUGCAAGAUCUUGAAUUUCUCUGAUUCUUUGAGUAAUGCUGUGGUUGGUGAUUGUUCACUGAGGUUAAGUUUGAGAUUUCCGUCUGUUUUGUCGAUCAAGAACAUGGCUCCGGUGGUUGGGGAGAUUUGGAGUGGCAAAGCAGAGAGUGAUCCAAGCUACUUCAGAAGGAUUGAUCUCUCGAGCCUAAACAUUCCUCUGUGGCGUUUCCCUGGACUGAGAUAUGAGUAUACAGAGAGCGAGAGAGUGAGUAAGCUAUGCGGCGCUAGAAAGAGUCACACCAAAAGCAAAGGAAAGACUUACCCUAAUGCUCUAACUUCAGAUAUGAUAUUUCUCAUGUCGGUGAGAUAUUCUGGAGGAGGUACUGUGUUGAGAUCAGCCCGUGCAAGCCCUAUAUUUGUGGGAGAUCUUUUGAUGCCUGGGAAACCGGUUGGGCUAGCUGGAGUCCCUAUGAAUGUCAACAGUGUCACCAGAAGCUUCACAAACAUCACUUACAGAAUCCGUUUUCUGGUUCCGGUAUCUGAAUCUCGUGGAGAUAUCUAUGCAGAGGGAACGUAUGAUAAGGAUACAGGUGAGCUAUGCAUGGUAGGAUGUCAAUCAGUCAGGCUAAAGAGCACAGUGGCAAUGCGAAACGAGAGUGUUGAUUGCAGUCUUGCAAUCAAGAUCAAGUUUUCUCCAAUUGACUCGAAUAGCGAUGAUCGUUUGAAAGGAACCAUCGAAAGCACAAGGGAGAAGACGGAUCCGCUUUAUGUUGGACGUAUGGAGGUUACGUCGAGGUCGAUCUAUGUUCAUCAAGCCAAAGAAUCUGUUUGGAGAAUGGAUUUGGAGGUUGCUAUGGUUCUGAUAUCCAAUACGUUGUCAUGUCUCUUUGUUGGGAUGCAACUCUACCAUAUGAAGAAACACCAAGAAGCGCUUCCUUUCAUCUCCAUUGCAAUGCUGAUACUUCUCACACUAGGCCACAUGAUUCCUCUGCUAUUGAACUUCGAAGAACUCUUCAAAAGCAGCCACAACCAGCAGAGCUUGUUCUUCGAGAACGACAGAUGGCUUGAAGCCAAAGAGAUUGUGGUGAGGAUAGUGACGAUGAUUGCUUUCUUACUCGAGUGUCGUCUUCUCCAGCUAGCUUGGACUGCUAGAAAAACCGAAGAGCGUAAUCACCAUCAAGGCGUGUGGAGUGCAGAGAAGAAGGUUGCUUAUAUCUGUUUACCUCUCUACAUCACCGGUGGACUAAUUGCUUGGUUAGUCAACCGUAACAGAGCUCCUAAAAGAAUGGUAUACAUAGGGAAACCGCGCUCACGGAAUCUCUUGUACCGUCCGGUGACUCUGAAACGCUCGUUUCAACGUCCUUCUCUGUGGAAAGAUCUGAAAUCUUACGGAGGUUUGAUGCUUGACGCGUUCCUCCUUCCUCAGAUACUCUUCAACGGAUUCAGCAACUCGGAGUCAAAGUCUCUUGCCGCUUCGUUUUACGUUGGAAACAGUGUUGUUCGAUUGCUUCCUCAUGCUUAUGAUCUGUACAGAAGUCGCAGCUACGGGAAGAUUCUUGAUUGGUCGUACAUUUAUGCGAACCCCAAAAUGGAUUAUUACUCCACGGCAUGGGAUAUUAUUAUCAUCUGCAUCGGAUUCCUCUUCGCUUCUCUUGUUUUCUUGCAGCAAAAGUUCGGUGGCCGUUGUUUCAUUCCCAAGAGAUUCAGAGACAAUGUCGGAUAUGAGAAAGUCGUUGAGCUACAGCAAACUGGUGAGUCACACGAUACCAAUGAUUCUUGA
Molecule: messenger RNA, 2904 nt
Organism: Microthlaspi erraticum
Lineage: Eukaryota; Viridiplantae; Streptophyta; Magnoliopsida; Brassicales; Brassicaceae
Source: the annotation of a GenBank genome assembly